AUGAAUGUCGACUAUCAAAUUGAACGUGGCGGUUUUGCAGGGAAAAAGAUGCAAGGAACUGUUACAUUGAAUUGUACAUCAUCUUUUCUAGUCAAAACAAUAUUUCUUAAGAUCACGAAAAUAGUUAGCACUCAGAACAGGAACAAAGACGUCAUUGAAUAUUCGAUCUUCCCAUUGCGCGUUUAUUUUUAUUCCCACGAGUUCUGCCCGGGGAUUUCUCAAGUCUUUUUUGAAUGCGAAAUUCCAUUAACAUUUCCGUUAAUGUUUGUGUCUGAUAAAGUCGGCUUGAAAUACUACGGAGAGUGUGUUGUGACAACAUCAAACACGACGGAAUUUAAAAGUCGACCAAAGAUCUUCCCCGUCUUGUUUGAUCAACGGAAGUUGUUAAAACAAUCGAAAGCGGUGAAUAAAGAAAUGAACGGGUAUAUAGUGAGUAUGCACUCUUCACAAAUAGUCUAUCACAAGGACAAGACUGUGAGACUUUACUUCAAUGCGUGCAGAUUAAAGGCAGACCAAGCCGAUGAAACCUUUUAUUUCAAAUUGAUGCAACAGACGAAAGUCGGAAAUACAAAUCCAAUGACUGAAAUAUUGUCAACAACACAAUUUAAAACACCAAUUAAAAGUGUUGAAAAUGUGCCUUUAGUGUUUACACCAACAGAAAAGUGUUGUCCCAGUGUUGAAGACUCCUUUGUGUCUUUAUACCAUUUUGUUGUGCUUUCCCUUCAAGAAGACUCUUUUGAGAGUACCGAAGACAAUCUCUGGUUUCCAAUAUAUGUCUCCGGGUGGAAGCCAAAAAGUGUUUCUUAUGAUCUGAGGAGGUACAUCAAACAAAUCGACUUACAAAUAGACCCCUCGAUAUUUUCAGACGAAAGAAUAAAACGGGAAGUGCCACAUAUUCCGGAUGGAAUGUAUUCAAAGGAUGGUACUGAAGUUGUGAUGUUGAGUGAUAACACUCAUAUUAAAUUAGACCAUUUCAAUCGAAGAGUCUUAGGAAUGGAUAACAUCCCAAUAGAUAUGGUGUAUCCUUCCUUUGACUCAUUUCUACUGAAUAAUGGCUUAACCUUUGGGUUGUACAAAAACAGGGAAAUUGUAGUCGAUCAUGUCGCCGGAUGUGCAAAAUUUACUGAUCAAGUUGAUGAAGUACCACAAGCUGUCAAAGUUGGAAGCACAACAGCAGUUUUGACACUUGUGAUUGAACAGACUGAGGGGAUUCAAUGUCAAGAUAUGUCAUCCAUUGGUGAUGUAACAUGUGCUGUAUAUGUUGAUGAAUUCAGUGAUUUGAAAAAUAAAAGGAACAUUCAAGAGUCUUACUCAAUCGAUGAACAAACAAUGUCAUUUAAGAAUACCAAAUUUGUGAUUGAUGUCUCUCAACGAUUGAAUGUUAUAGUGUCUUUCAUUAGAACAACACGCGAGAAAAGAGAAAUUAUUGGGUUUGUCGACUUGAAAUUGUCACAUAUCCCAUUUCCAUCACUUGUGGAGAAGUGGUUUGACUUUAUGCCUUCGCCUUUGGGAGAAGAAUUUUAUAUAGGAAGAGUCAAGAUGAAAAUUGGGUAUGACACAAAAGCACAUACACAACUCGAUCAUUUUGUUGUUCUGCCAGAUUACUUUUCGAUGUUUUGUGUGCCAGAGUAUGUCCUCACAGAAGCCACUAUUUCACUCAUUGAAAUCCAAAAACUGUUCUGUGAUAAAAGGAAACUACAUAAUCAGUGUGUUGUUGUUAAUGGCGAUGUGCGGUUAAUUAGACAACUAAAGUUUUUGCAUGUCAUCUGA
Messenger RNA from Entamoeba invadens IP1, 1770 nucleotides. RefSeq lists its product as hypothetical. The record is from RefSeq and is a predicted model, not a curated record. The coding region runs from base 1 to 1770 and encodes 589 amino acids. The transcript has a single exon. Lineage: Eukaryota; Evosea; Mastigamoebida; Endamoebidae.